Talaromyces amestolkiae is the source of this 1941-nucleotide messenger RNA. RefSeq lists its product as uncharacterized. Gene Ontology annotation, molecular function: DNA-binding transcription factor activity, RNA polymerase II-specific; zinc ion binding. The transcript has 10 exons. Lineage: Eukaryota; Fungi; Ascomycota; Eurotiomycetes; Eurotiales; Trichocomaceae. Gene Ontology annotation, biological process: regulation of DNA-templated transcription. Bases 1 to 1941 code for a protein of 646 amino acids. The record is from RefSeq and is a predicted model, not a curated record.
AUGAGCGAUGCUCCAGUUGUGUUGCGUUCGCGGAUAUCCAAGUCUUGCGAUGAAUGUAAAGCCCGCAAGGUCCGAUGCAUCCGUGCGCGCCCGGAUUCUUUGCAGUGUAAUAAUUGUCUUCGGCGAGACCAGACAUGCCAUUUCAGCCAUACAAAGCGGAAAUUGAAAGUCAAAGACACCGAAGAUCCGUAUUCUAGAUCGACGCCACAAUCGCCAGUUGAAGCAGAACAACAUGAUACACCGCCAAAUUCGAAAAAUCAACCCCCAAAGCUAUAUGUUGAUCGGCUUUUGGAAAAUCGUGAUACUCAUGGAAUCGGCGAGCUGAGGUUUGAAGCAUGCGUCAUCAAGGAGAAAGUUUCGGUGAAAUAUCUUCCCUUCGAGUUCGGUAUCACUCUAUCUGACUGUUUCUGUGCAGCAACCAGUUCUAGUCUCGCGUUUUUCUCCGAAAGCAGAAUCCGGUCAUUGACUUCACGCAUCGGCCAUGACAGGCUGCGAGAGAUUGUUGAGGCCAUUGGCUCACUAAUCAAUGCUAGAAUGAAUCGCAAAGACGAAGAUACAAAAACAAUGUUUCGUUUUUCUCCGAUUACUUUCAAGGGACCCUCUACGCCAGUGGAAGUGGCCCCAGAAGCUGCAAGAGCAUAUAUCGAAGCAUAUUUCAAGCAUGUCCACCCGAUUCAUCCUUUUCUUGACCGUGUGGAAUUCGAGCAGAAAGCCUUGAGUUAUGACCUGCUUCACCAUCUGUCUUCGAAUGCCGCUUUUUCCGCUCUUUAUCACACAGUGCUUGCGAUGGGAGCUCAAUACACAGAAGGUGGAUCUUUUGAGGCUGGUCAAGGCAAACCAUGGAAACUGUAUCAAGUUGCCUUGGGGCUUUUUUCAGACAUUCUCCUUCCCAGAGAAUCUCUAGUGAACUUGCAGGCAUUGACUGCUAUGAUCAUCAGCGAUAGUGAUAUAGGCUGCCCUAUUCCAGAGAUACCGGAAGCAGUACAUGGAGGUGUCGACUGGUUUUAUCUAUUUGCGCGCUUUGCUAGGUUGAUAUCCCGGGCUUAUGAAAUGCUCUACACGGUUUCUGCUACGACCAAGACACCCGAGGAGUUCUAUGAAGCGAUCGAUAUGGUAUAUCAAGAUCUGGAAAAUUGGCGACUAUCGGUACCCAAGGACCUUAGGCCCGGGGACCCCUUUCGACCCGAAAGUUGUAAAUCUCCCUGGACAGUCACCGUUUCCUUAAAAGCUCACUUCUUUUACGCCUCCUUGGUCAUGUCCCUCUGUCGACUUACGUUGCAUCUUGGGGCUGGGACAGAGUCCCCUCGAAUGGAAGAAGCCAAGAAGAGACUAAUGUAUACAGCAAGGCACAUUAUCGGUCUGACGCAUUACAUUGACUUGCAACCCCAUACUUCAAUCUGGAUACUCGGCGUGAUGCCUCUCUCGGCUCUAUUUGUUCUGUUCGACUUCGUGGUCCAUAACCCAUACCACCCGGAAAGCAGCACAAACCUUACAUUUUUGGAUGUUGUGGGCGCAUAUUUCACUCGCCUGGAGUAUUCUACUGGCGGUUCACUCCCUAGCUCUCUGGUGGCAGAAUUUGCUCUCAUCGCGCGGCAAUUCAUCCGUGACAUCCAAUUAGGGAACAGCAAUAGGAAUGGAAGCGCGAUUGCCAACACUCAGUACCAACUGCCCGCUAGGGACAAGCAAUACGACGAACCUAUCAGGCCCUAUGAUCAGGUACGUGCGGUAAGCCAACCCUUGAUCUAUCAACAGUCCCAAAUGCCACAGAUAGAGCAAAUGCCGGCUGCAGCACAACAAGUCGUGACCGAGGACUCUAUGGGUUAUGUUGAUCAGCUAUUUUAUCCCACUGAUGAUCUGCAACCAUUCAUAACUGGUGAUCUUGGCUCAGGGUUUGAUAUAACGGGUUUAUUCGACACCAUGCUACCUAAUUUUCAAAUCUAG